Molecule: messenger RNA, 2824 nt
Organism: Indicator indicator
Lineage: Eukaryota; Metazoa; Chordata; Aves; Piciformes; Indicatoridae
Gene: TTLL7
Product: tubulin tyrosine ligase like 7
Exons: 21
Coding region: 1-2790 (929 amino acids)
Biological process (GO): protein polyglutamylation; microtubule cytoskeleton organization
Cellular component (GO): cilium
Molecular function (GO): tubulin binding; tubulin-glutamic acid ligase activity
Source: RefSeq, a predicted model, not a curated record
AUGCCAUCCUUGCCUAAUGAGGGAGAUAACCAUGGAUCUGCACCUCUGACUUUGAGUUCGGAACUACCUUAUCAAAGCACAAUUAAAAGAAAAGCCAGAAAGAAGAAAAAUGGAGUCAUCACUGCAAAUGUUGCUGGCACAAAAUAUGAAAUUGUACGUGUAGUAAUACGAGAAAUGGGAUUUGUGACAACACGUGAUGAAGAUGAAACAGCUAAUCUUAUAUGGAGUGAUUCUGCUGUGCAACAAGAAAAGAUUGCUGAGCUUCGGAACUACCAGAGAAUCAACCAUUUUCCAGGAAUGGGAGAGAUCUGCAGAAAGGAUUUUCUUGCAAGAAACAUGACUAAAAUGAUCAAGAGUCAGCCUCAGGAGUAUAGUUUUAUUCCUCGGACAUGGAUCUUCCCUGCAGAAUACACACAGUUUCAGAACUAUGUGAAAGAACUGAAGAAGAAACGUAGACAGAAGACUUUCAUAGUCAAACCAGCUAAUGGUGCCAUGGGGCAUGGGAUCUCUUUAAUAAGAAAUGGAGAAAAGUUACAAGCUCAGGAUCACUUGAUUGUUCAGGAAUAUCUUGACAAACCGUUUCUGAUGGAAGGCUACAAGUUUGAUUUACGUGUCUAUAUUCUUGUAACCUCCUGUGAUCCAUUAAAAGUAUUUUUAUAUCAUGAUGGACUCGUAAGAAUGGGCACAGAAAAGUAUCAUCCUCCCAGUGACUCAAAUUUGAGUCAAUUGUAUAUGCAUCUGACUAACUACUCUGUCAAUAAACAUAAUGAACACUUUGAACGGGAUGAAACAGAAGACAAAGGAAGUAAACGCUCCAUAAAAUGGUUUACUGAGUUUCUAGAAACAAAUAAUCUCGAUGUCUCCAAAUUCUGGAGUGAUAUUUCAGAGUUAGUAGUGAAGACUCUCAUAGUUGCAGAGCCACAUGUUCUUCAUGCUUAUCGCAUGUGCAGGCCAGGGCAAGCACCAGGAAGUGACAGUGUCUGCUUUGAAGUCCUUGGAUUUGAUAUUCUGCUGGACAGAAAACUAAAACCAUGGCUCCUAGAGAUUAAUCGCGCCCCGAGUUUUGGAACUGAUCAAAAAAUAGACUAUGAUGUAAAAAAAGGUGUUCUGCUAAAUGCAUUAAAGCUUCUCAACAUACGGACAAGUGAUAAAAGGAGAAAUUUAGCUCAACAGAAGGCUGAGGCUCAAAAAAGACUGUAUGGUCAAGGUUCAAUGAAAAAAUUGUUGCCAGGCUCCUCAGAGUGGGAGAAGCAGCGUCACACACUGGAAAGGAGAAAAGAAGAACUGAAGGAAAGACUUGCACAAGUACGUAAACAGAUUUCCAAAGAGGAGCAUGAAAAUAGACACAUGGGGAACUACAGGCGAAUUUACCCUCCUGAUGAUAAGACACUACUUGAAAAGUAUGAGAGUUUGUUAGCCACUGCUUUCCAGACGUUUCUUGCUGGGAGAGCAGCUUCACUUCAGCGGGAAAUGAAUAACCCUUUAAAAAGAAUGAAGGAGGAGGACAUUUUGGAUCUUCUGGAGCAGUGUGAAAUAGAUGAUGAAAAGCUAAUGGGAAAAUGCAGCAGGCAACGAGGACCUAAGCCUUUGUGUUCAAUGCCAGAAACUGCACAGCCCUUAAGAAAAUUUAAGAACUACAUUAGUGAUAGUAGCUGUGAUAGCAGCAGCAGUAUGUCAGAAUCGGGAGAAGAAACUGAAAAGGAAGAUCACAACGAAAAAAAACAGAAAAAGGUUUCAUAUGAUCUUGAAGAAAAUAAAUGCAAAUCUUUGGAGCGAUCAGGUAGAAUGAACUGGAAACCUUCAAUUAAAAAUAUAAAAUCUCCAUCAUAUUCACCUCCCACAUCAUCCACAGGUCCAAUAAGGCGUUCUGUAAGCUGCCCUCGUUCAAUAUCAAUAUUGACUAUGCAGUCGCAGGCAGCUGAGCAGCGUCCUUUUUCAGCCAAAGCAUCUCUGAAAAUCCAGCGUGCAUCUUCAGUGAAUAGGUCUCAUUCUUUAAAUCGUAGCCCAUCUUCAGCCAGAGUCUCUCAGACAUCCAGCUUGGGAACUAUGAGCUCUUCAGGGUCAGCUAAUAGAAUUGGAAAGACAUUAAGAUUGUGUCUUCACCGCAACGUGUUAAAGAGUGAGUCUUUGCUGCAGCAGAAAACAAAAGAGCAAGAAGUUGCUUUGACGAAAGAGACUCUUCUCAUUAUCAGUGACAUGAGAAUUAAAUUCCCAGGAAAAACAGAUGAGGAAUCAGAACUAAUUAUAGAAGAUAUUAUGGAUAAUUGGAAGCAUCAUAAAACAAAAGUGGCAUCCUAUUGGUUGGUAAAACUGGAUUCUGUUAAGCAACGGAAAGUUUUGGAUAUAGUCAAGACAAGUGUUCGUGCAGUUCUACAGCAUGUCUGGAAGGCUCCAGACGUUGAAAAUUUACAUUUGUACCGUCUCUUUAACCGUGUAUUUAAUCGCUUACUUUGGAGCCAUGGCCAAGGCCUUUGGAACUGUUUCUGUAAUUCAGGGAACUCUUGGGAAACCAUAUUCAGUAAAAGCUCAGAGGUGGUGACUCCUGAGCAACUCCAAUGUUGCCAACGAAUAGUACAGCUUUGUAAACACUGCCUGCUGGUGGUUUACAAGUAUUCAUCAGAUUCAAGAGGAUCCCCAACUGGGAUUAGCCCUCACUGGGAUGGUACAAGGUAUUUAUUGCCAGGACCUUCACUGUUCAUUGUGAAAUCAUCCUCGUCCAGCCUUAGUGGUACUUCAUCUGGAAUGCCUCGCCCUAACAUUUUGUUCACACACAGAUACAGUCACUUGUGAAUUAAAAAGGAAAGCUGCUGUUCCUUUGUAAAAU